Messenger RNA from Mangifera indica (mango), 1948 nucleotides. Its product is annotated as FCS-Like Zinc finger 8-like. The record is from RefSeq and is a predicted model, not a curated record. NCBI's taxonomy places the organism in Eukaryota, Viridiplantae, Streptophyta, Magnoliopsida, Sapindales, Anacardiaceae. The coding region runs from base 827 to 1615 and encodes 262 amino acids. The transcript is spliced from 3 exons.
GAAUAAGAUAAUUAGCUGAGCUGAGUUGAGUUGAGUUGAGUUGCUUGAGUCAGUGGGCGUUGUUGUGAUGGUGAGUGAGUGGGUUUGUUGUUCAUCGAAUCAAAGCCCACUGAUUCCCAUGCACACGUCUCUUUAUAAUCAGACCAAUAACCCUCUUUCUCAUCGCACGAGCUGCCUUUUCUCUCUCUCUCUCUCUCUCUCUCUCCAACUUUUGUCUAUUUUUCAGGACUCGUUGUGAGAGAAAAAAACUGAAACUGAAAGUGGGGUUUUGAUAUAAGAAGAGUUAAAUUUGUUUUUUCGUAUUUUUUUUGGGAGUUUUUGUUGUUAAAUGGUCUGGUCUUGUAUUCUUGUUUGUAUGUAAAGGUUGAAUCUUUUUCUUCUUUCAGAAAUUUUUUUGUUUUCUUAAUGAUAGGAUCAAAUUUGUCCGUGGUGGGCGAAGGAAAAUUUCUAGUAAAAGGACAUUUAUUAAAGUUAAAGAAGAGGUGAAAAGCAGAGACUAAAAGAGAUGGCUUUAACAAAAAUACAAAAAAACUUCUUGUUUCUUCGGUCUGUGUUGCUGUGCAGUCUGUGCUGAUGCAUUUGCUGGUCUGCUCUGUUCUGUGACUGAGUGAUUCGUCCUGAGAAAAUUGGGAAGAAAGUGCGAGACAGUCGGGGAAAAAGUAAAGCUUUUUCAGUUUUAUUUUCUCCCACCAUCCAUUUGAUUAAAUUUCUCAACUUUGUAACAUAGUAUAUAGUUUGAUUCUCUCAAAGGUGGCUUUUGUUGUGAAUUACAAGAAUUAAAUCCAUGGCUGUUUCUCUGUAACAGCUUCAAUCUUUCAGUGGGGUUAUGCAAAUUUCUGUGUUAAUGGCAGACAAUGGCUCUCUUCCAUCGCGCACCACAGAAAAGAAAAGAAAACUCACUUCAUUUCCGAGAUUAUUCACUGUUUUAACCAAGGGUAUUUCUGAAACUGAGGCUUCUGCAAUGAGCCCAACUUCAAUUCUUGAUAUUAGCAGCAAGCGAUUUUCUAUUCUCAAGAAACCUGAAGCUAGGCACAAAUUGGACUGCAAAGGAAUUGGUCUUGCCAUUGUUGAUGUUCUUGAAGAUGUGAAACCAGACUGUAAAGAGUCAAAAUCUGAGACCCGAAUGGUUCAUUUCGGGUCACAGCUAAAGAUCCAAAUCCCUUCUCAAUUGGGUUCUUUUUCCUCUCUCUCUCCAGCAAAAAGUUCAGCUGUUGGCUCAGUGAAUUCGUCUCUGGAGACCCCAAAUUCUCCUCGAGUUUUCACCGGUUGUCUCUCUGCCUCUGAGAUGGAGCUCUCUGAGGACUACACUUGUGUCAUUUCUCAUGGACCAAAUCCAAGAACUACUCAUAUUUUUGACAAUUGCAUUGUUGAAAGCUGCUGUGGCGUUACUGGGUUCUCUCCCCUGAGAAAAGAAAACAACGGCAUCACUGCUGCUAUUAAUCGGAUGAACUGCCCAUCUGAAAAUUUUCUCAGCUUUUGUUACACUUGCAAGAAGAAUCUUGAACAGGGAAAAGACAUUUACAUUUACAGGGGAGAUAAAGCAUUUUGCAGCUGUGAAUGCCGUUUCCAGGAGAUGAUGGUGGAGGAAGGAGUGGAUCAAUUGGACCCAGUUUGAGUCAUAAAUUUUUCGCAUCAAUUGAAGGCAGAUUAUUGGAUGAAGAUGGUUCUACAUUGAAAAAGUCUUAAGAUAAUUGAUUCUGGUUGUGUAGAUUUUUAUUCCCUUAGUUACUUUACACUUCUUCUGAAGCUCCUUGUAGAGGCAGAGGAAUUGAAGUCCUGCUAAAGAAUUGCAGUGUUUAUGAAUUUCUUCAAGGGAUAAUUAGGGAUUGCUGGUGGGUUUCACCCACAGUUUUUGUCUCUCAAAGACUUGUGUACGAGUAAAAUUUACUUUUUACCUUUUUCUUAUUCUUUUUUAUUUAUACCAUGGGUAUGAAAAUCGGAUUGAUCA